AUGGAUUAUAUCAUAUCGAAAAGAUAUCGAAAAGUAUCGAAAAGAUAUCGAAAAAAUCGAUAUAUCGUAAAGUAUCGAUAUAUCGUAAAGUACCGAUAUAUCGAAAAGUACCGAAAAGAUAUCGAAAAGUAUCGAAAAGAUAUCGAAAAGUACAGAAAAGAUAUCGAAAAGUACCGAAAAGAUAUCCAAAAGUACCGAAAAGAUAUCGAAAAGUACCGAAAAGAUAUCGAAAAGUACCGAAAAGAUAUCGAAAAGUACCGAAAAAUUUUCGAAAAGUAUCGAAAAGAUAUCGAAAAGUAUCGAAAAGAUAUCGAAAAGUAUCGUAAAGAUAUCGAAAAGUAUCGAAAAGUACCGAAAAGAUAUCGAAAAGUACCGGAAAGAUAUCGAAAAGUACCGAAAAGAUAUCGAAAAGUACCGAAAAGAUAUCGAAAAGUACCGAAAAGAUAUCGAAAAGUAUCGAAAAGAUAUCGAAAAGUAUCGAAAAGAUAUCGAAAAAAUCGAUAUAUCGUAAAGUAUCGAUAUAUCGAAAAGUACCGAUAUAUCGAAAAGUACCGAAAAGAUAUCGAAAAGUAUCGAAAAGAUAUCGAAAAGUACCGAAAAGAUAUCGAAAAGUACCGAAAAGAUAUCCAAAAGUACCGAAAAGAUAUCGAAAAGUACCGAAAAGAUAUCGAAAAGUACCGAAAAGAUAUCGAAAAGUACCGAAAAAUUUUCGAAAAGUAUCGAAAAGAUAUCGAUAAGUAUCGAAAAGAUAUCGAUAAGUAUUUAUAUAUAAUGAAAAUAUCGAUAUAUAAUGAAAAGUAUCGAAAAGAUAUCGAUAAGUAUCGAAAAGAUAUCGAUAAGUAUCGAAAAGAUAUCGACAAGUAUCGAAAAGAUAUCGAUAAGUAUCGAAAUUUUAUAGAUAAGUAUCGAAAAGAUAUCGAAAAGUAUCGAAAAGAUAUCGAUAAGUAUCGAAAAGACAUCGAAAAGUAUCGAAAAGAUAUCGAAAAGAUAUCGAAAAGUAUCGAAAAGAUAUCGAAAAGUAUCGAAAAGAUAUCGAAAAGUACCGAAAAAAUAUCGAAAAGUAUCGAUAUAUCGAAAAAUAUCGAAAAGAACCGGAAAGAUAUCGAAAAGUACCGAAAAGAUAUCGAAAAGUACCGAAAAGAUAUCGAAAAGUACCGAAAAGAUAUCGAAAAGUACCGAAAAGAUUUCGAAAAGUACCGAAAAGAUUUCGAAAAGUACCGAAAAGAUAUCGAAAAGUACCGAAAAGUUAUCGAAAAGUACCGAAAAGAUAUCGACAAGUACCGAAAAGAUAUCGACAAGUACCGAAAAGAUAUCGACAAGUACCGAAAAGAUAUCGAAAAGUACCGAAAAGAUAUCGAAAAGUACCGAAAAGAUAUCGAAAAGUACCGAAAAGAUAUCGAAAAGUACCGAAAAGAUUUCGAAAAUUACCGAAAAGAUAUCGAAAAGUAUCGAAAAGAUAUCGAAAAGUAUCGAAAAGAUAUCGAAAAGUAUCGUAAAGAUAUCGAAAAGUAUCGAAAAGAUAUCGAAAAGUAUCGAUGUAUAGAUAAGUAUCGAUAUAUCGAUAAUAUCGAAAAGAUAUCGAAAAGUAUCGAAAAGAUAUCGAAAAGUAUCGAAAAGAUAUCGAAAAGUAUCAUAAAGAUCGAAAAGUAUCGAAAAGAUAUCGAAAAGUAUCGAUAUAUCGAAAAAAAAGAUAUCGAAAAGUACCGAAAAGAUAUCGAUAAGUACCGGAAUGAUAUCGAAAAGUACCGAAAAGAUAUCGAAAAGUACCGAAAAGAUAUCGAAAAGUACCGAAAAGAUAUCGAAAAGUACCGAAAAGAUAUCGAAAAGUACCGAAAAGAUAUCGAAAAGUACCGAAAAGAUUUCGAAAAGUACCGAAAAGAUAUCGAAAAGUACCGAAAAGAUAUCGAAAAGUACCGAAAAGAUAUCGAAAAUUACCGUAAAGAUAUCGAAAAGUACCGAAAAGAUAUCGAAAAGUACCGAAAAGAUAUCGAAAAGUACCAAAAAGAUAUCGACAAGUACCGAAAAGAUAUCGACAAGUACCGAAAAGAUAUCGACAAGUACCGAGAAGAUAUCGAAAAGUACCGAAAAGAUAUCGAAAAGUAUCGAAAAGAUAUCGAAAAAUAUCGAAAAGUAUCGAAAAGAUAUCGAAAAGUAUCGAAAAGAUAUCGAAAAGUAUCGAAAAGAUAUCGAAAAUAUCGAAAAGAUAUCGAUAAGAUUCGAAAAGAUAUCGAUAAGUAUCGAAAAGAUAUCGAUAAGUAUCGAAAAGAUAUCGAUAAGUAUCGAAAAGAUAUAGAUAAGUUUCAAAAAGAUAUCGAAAAGUAUCGAAAAGACAUCGAAAAGUAUCGAAAAGUUAUCGAAAAGUAUCGAAAAGAUAUCGAAAAGUAUCGAAAAGUUAUCGAAAAGUAUCGAAAAGAUAUCGAAAAGUAUCGAAAAGAUAUCGAAAAGUACCGAAAAGAUAUCGAAAAGUAUCGAAAAGAUAUCGAAAAGUAUCGAAAAGAUAUCGAAAAAUAUCGAAAAGUUAUCGAAAAGUAUCGAAAAGAUAUCGAAAAGUAUCGAAAAGUUAUCGAAAAGUAUCGAAAAGAUAUCGAAAAGUAUCGAAAAGAUAUCGAAAAGAUAUCGAAAAAUAUCGAUAAGUACCGAAAAGAUAUCGAUAAGUACCGAAAAGAUAUCGAAAAGUACCGAAAAGAUAUCGAAAAGUAUCGAAAAGAUAUCAAAAAGUAUCGAAAAGAUAUCGAAAAGUAUCGAAAAGAUAUCGAAAAGUAUCGAAAUGAUAUCGAAAAGUAUCGAAAAGAUAUCGAAAAGUAUCGAUAUAUCGAAAAAUAUCGAAAAGUGCCGAAAAGAUAUCCAAAAGUACCGAAAAGAGAUCGAAAAGUACCGAAAAGAUAUCGAAAAGUAUCGAAAAGACAUCGAAAAGUAUCGAAAAGAUAUCGAAAAGAUAUCGAAAAGUAUCGAAAAGAUAUCGAAAAGUAUCUAUAUAUAUCGAAAAGUAUCUAUAUAUAUCGAAAAGUAUCUAUAUAUAAUGAAAAGUAUCGAUAUAUAAUUAAAAUAUCGAUAUAUAAGUACCGAAAAGAUAUCGAAAAGUACCGAAAAGAUAUCGAAAAGUACCGAAAAGAUAUCGAAAAGAACCGGAAAGAUAUAGAAAAGUACCGAAAAGAUAUCGAAAAGUACCGAAAAGAUAUCGAAAAGUACCGAAAAGAUAUCGAAAAGUACCGAAAAGAUUUCGAAAAGUACCGAAAAGAUUUCGAAAAGUACCGAAAAGAUAUCGAAAAGUACCGAAAAGUUAUCGAAAAGUACCGAAAAGAUAUCGAAAAGUAUCAUAAAGAUCGAAAAUAUCGAUAUAUCGAUAAGUAUAGAAAAGGUAUCGAAAAGUACCGAAAUGAUAUCGAAAAGUACCGGAAAGAUAUCGAAAAGUACCGAAAAGAUAUCGAAAAGUACCGAAAAGAUAUCGAAAAGUACCGAAAAGAUAUCGAAAAGUAUCGAAAAGAUGGUUAUCACAUUUAG
Messenger RNA from Schistocerca nitens (vagrant locust), 3501 nucleotides. Its product is annotated as repetitive organellar protein-like. The transcript is spliced from 15 exons. Bases 1 to 3501 code for a protein of 1166 amino acids. The record is from RefSeq and is a predicted model, not a curated record. NCBI's taxonomy places the organism in Eukaryota, Metazoa, Arthropoda, Insecta, Orthoptera, Acrididae.